GGCGGCGCGGGGCGCGGGGGGAUGCUGAGCCCCGCCGCCCGGCACCGCGCCCGCCGCCGGGAGAUGCUCCUCGUGCUCGCCCUGUGGCUGGCGUGGCAAGAAGCGCCCGCGGCGCCGACCCCCGCGGCGGAGGACAUCACCCGGGGAGUUGACUGGCUGACAAAGUUCGGGUACCUGCCUCCUCCAGACCCCGUCACGGGGAAGCUGCAGACGCAGGAGAUGCUCACCAAGGCCAUCACUGCCAUGCAGAGGUUCGGGGGGCUCAAGGCAACGGGAGUCCUAGAUGAAGCCACACUGGAGCUGAUGAAGACCCCUCGCUGCUCUCUGCCUGACCUCGCCACUGCGGAGACCAGGAGGAAGCGAUUCACGCAGGCUGUCACCAAGUGGGGCAAAAGGAACCUGUCCUGGAGAGUUCGCACCUUCCCGAAGGAAUCCCACCUGGGCCACGACACGGUCCGGGCCCUGAUGUACUACGCCCUGAAGGUCUGGAGCGACAUCACCCCGCUGAAUUUCCACGAGGUGGCAGGAAACAAUGCUGACAUCCAGAUAGACUUCUCCAAGGCAGAUCACAACGACGGCUAUCCCUUUGAUGGGCCUGGGGGGACGGUGGCACACGCUUUCUUCCCCGGAGACCACCACACAGCGGGAGACACUCACUUUGACGACGACGAAUAUUGGACCUUCCGAUCCUCAGAUGCCCAUGGGAUGGACCUGUUUGCUGUAGCUGUCCAUGAGUUUGGCCAUGCCAUUGGCUUGACCCACAUCUCUGCCAUAGAAUCUAUCAUGAGACCCUACUACCAAGGCCCAGUGGGGGACCCUCUGAAGUAUGACCUGCCUUACGAGGACAAAGUCAGAAUCUGGCAGCUCUAUGGAGUCAGGGAAUCCGUGUCCCCCACUGCCAAGCCUGAAGUGAGCAAAACAGACGACCAUCCCGUCCUGCCAGAGCUGCCAGAGAACCGCUCCACUGUCCCGCUCCGGCGGGACGUGCCCAACAGGUGCAACACGCACUUCGACGCCGUGGCCCAGAUCCGGGGGGAGGCUUUCUUCUUCAAAGGCAAGUACUUCUGGAGACUGACUCGCAAUAAGCACUUGGUCUCCCUCCAGCCGGCUCAGAUCCACCGUUUCUGGCGGGGUUUGCCGCUCAACCUGGACAGCCUGGACGCGGUCUACGAGAGAACCAGCGACCACAAGAUCGUCUUCUUCAAAGGAGACAGAUACUGGGUCUUCAAGGACAACAACGUGGAGGAGGGAUACCCACGGCCCAUUUCAGACUUCGGCCUGCCACCGGGAGGAAUCGACGCCGCGUUCUCCUGGGCCCACAAUGACAAGACUUAUUUCUUUAAGGACAAUCUCUACUGGCGCUACGACGACCACGAGCGGAGGAUGGACCCCGGCUACCCCUCAGAGACCACCCUGUGGAAGGGAAUACCAAGCCCUUUGGAUGAUGCCAUGAGGUGGUCAGACGGUGCAAGUUACUUCUUCAGGGGCAAGGAGUACUGGAAGGUGCUGGACAGCGAGCUGGAGGCCCAGCCUGGUUACCCCCAGUCCAUUGCCAGGGACUGGCUGGUGUGCAGUGACAUGCAGGCCGACUCCCCCGAGGCAGCCGGGAGCGGCAGGACCGGGGCUCGCUCCAGGCCGGGGCAGCACGACCAGAGCCGCUCCGAGAACGGCUACGAGGUCUGCUCCUGCACCUCGGGCACGCCACCCCUGAGGGCCCUGCCCCUGCUCAGACUGACUGCCAGCCUGGGGCUGGCAGCUGUGUGGACAGCAGCCCUAUGACAGCUCACCCCACCGGCGGGACAACUCCAUGGUGCUGCAGGAUACAAUUCCAUGAUGCUCACUGUUGCAAGCAGAA
Molecule: messenger RNA, 1855 nt
Organism: Empidonax traillii (willow flycatcher)
Lineage: Eukaryota; Metazoa; Chordata; Aves; Passeriformes; Tyrannidae
Gene: MMP17
Product: matrix metallopeptidase 17
Exons: 10
Coding region: 22-1779 (585 amino acids)
Biological process (GO): extracellular matrix organization; proteolysis; collagen catabolic process
Cellular component (GO): extracellular matrix
Molecular function (GO): zinc ion binding; metalloendopeptidase activity
Source: RefSeq, a predicted model, not a curated record